Molecule: messenger RNA, 15301 nt
Organism: Felis catus (domestic cat)
Lineage: Eukaryota; Metazoa; Chordata; Mammalia; Carnivora; Felidae
Gene: RARS2
Product: arginyl-tRNA synthetase 2, mitochondrial
Exons: 22
Coding region: 139-1977 (612 amino acids)
Biological process (GO): mitochondrial translation; arginyl-tRNA aminoacylation
Cellular component (GO): mitochondrion; cytoplasm
Molecular function (GO): arginine-tRNA ligase activity; ATP binding
Source: RefSeq, a predicted model, not a curated record
CCUGUUCCCCAGGUCAUACCAGCAUAUUUGGCUGUGGGAGCCAGGGAUCAGUGUGUUCUAAAGAUUUGUGAGUCAUUCCGAUGUGGACUGUGCAACAAAAUGUGGGAACCAUAGUUAUAAUGAUUAAGAACAUUGACCAUGGAAGACAUGGGUUUAAAUCUACCCUCUCCUUUGACAGCUUUCCAGACUUUUGGAUCUUCCACCAGAAAACUUGAUCAAGUCAAUAUCUGCAGUUCCAAUUUCCAGAAAAGACAGGGGAACCGCCUCUUCCCGUGUGUCCUGAAGACCCCUUGCACCUUUCUGCUCCCGGGGAUUUGCCCUUCCCACCAGACCACCACCAGAGAAGUAGCUGAUUUUCAGCUUUCUGUGGAUUCUCUAUUGGGAAACAACAAUGACCAUUCAAGACCAGAUGUUCAAGUUCAAGCCACGAGACUGGCAGAGAAGCUAAAAUGUGAUACAGUGGUAAGUGAAAUCAGCACUGGUCAAGGGACUGUAAAUUUCAAAAUAAACAGAGAACUAUUAACAAAGACAGUACUACAACAAGUAAUCAAAGAUGGCUCAAAAUAUGGGUUAAACAGUGAGCUAUUCUCUGGUCUUCCCCAGAAGAAGAUUGUGGUUGAAUUCAGUUCACCUAAUGUUGCCAAAAAAUUUCACGUUGGACAUUUGCGUUCUACCAUCAUAGGAAAUUUUAUAGCAAAUCUCAAAGAAGCUUUAGGACAUCAAGUCACCAGAAUAAAUUACCUUGGAGAUUGGGGCAUGCAGUUUGGUCUUCUGGGAACUGGCUUCCAACUGUUUGGCUAUGAAGAAAAACUUCAGUCCAAUCCUUUACAGCACCUCUUUGAAGUUUAUGUACAAGUUAAUAAAGAAGCGGCAGAUAAUAAAAAUGUAGCAAAAUCAGCGCAUGAGUUCUUUCAGCGAUUAGAACUGGGUGACAUGCAAGCACUUGAACUGUGGCAGAAAUUUCGAGACCUGAGCAUAGAAGAAUACGUGCGGAUUUACAAGCGUCUAGGAGUACACUUUGAUGAAUAUUCAGGAGAAUCAUUUUAUCGUGAAAAAUCUCAAGAAGUCUUAAAAUUGCUGGACAGUAAAGGACUCCUGCAGAAAACAAUAAAAGGAACAGCUAUAGUGGAUCUUUCUGGAAAUGGGGACCCCUCCUCAAUUUGUACUGUAAUGCGAAGCGAUGGGACUUCUCUCUACGCAACCAGAGAUCUUGCAGCUGCUAUAGAUCGAAUGGACAAGUAUAAUUUUGAUACAAUGAUUUAUGUGACAGAUAAAGGGCAAAAAAAGCAUUUUCAGCAAGUGUUCCAAAUGCUGCAGAUCAUGGGAUAUGACUGGGCAGAAAGGUGCCAGCACGUGCCCUUUGGAGUGGUGCAGGGAAUGAAGACUCGAAGAGGAGAGGUUACCUUUCUGGAAGAUGUUCUAAAUGAGAUUCGAUCAAGGAUGCUACAGAACAUGGCUUCUAUUAAGACUACCAAAGAAGUGGAGAACCCACAGGAGACUGCAGAGAGGGUCGGGCUUGCAGCACUCAUUAUUCAGGACUUCAAAGGUGUGCUCUUGUCUGACUAUCAGUUCAGCUGGGAUCGUAUUUUCCAGAGUCGUGGGGACACAGGCGUCUUCCUGCAGUACACGCAUGCUCGCCUCCACAGUUUGGAAGAGACUUUUGGAUGUGGUUAUCUAAAUGAUUUCAACAUUGCUUGUUUACAAGAACCACAGUCUGUUUCCAUUCUUCAGCAUCUUCUCAGGUUCGACGAAGUGCUUUAUAGAUCAUCUCAGGACCUUCAACCCAGGCACAUUGUCAGUUACCUUCUAACUCUAAGUCAUCUUGCAGGUAUGGCACACAAGACACUGCAUAUAAAAGACAGUCCUCCUGAAGUGGCUGGGGCCAGACUUCAUCUUUUCAGAGCUGUGCGUUCUGUGCUAGCCAAUGGAAUGAAACUUCUUGGAAUAACACCUUAUUCCUUAGGAGAAAAGGCAUAAGGAUUUGUUGAGCAUAAGGAUCAGAAGUACAAUUAAAAGUUCACCAAAAUCAGGUAAGAAAUGUAUCUAAAGGAGGGCCUAUAAGUAGUGAUACUGAAAUGGUAAGUGGUUGGCCUUCUACAGAAUACUUACUGGGUGCCAGGCACUAUUCUAAUCACUUUACCUAAAACAACCCUAGGAGACUAUCCGUCCCACUUUACAGAUGAAGAAACUGAGACACAGGUUAAGUAACUUCCCCAAAGUUGCACAACUAAUAAAUUUCUUUAAAGAUUUCUACAAGCUUGAUGUUCCUCUAUUUGCAUUUAUAACAAUAGUCAAUUUUAAAAUCAAACAUAAAUACAGGCCAAGUCUGUUUCUUUUACUUAUUGCCGAUAUUUCACAGAUUGUGGUAUAAUUGAUCAGUAAGGAAAAUGACUAUUACAGCACCCUGAAAUGUUAAAUAAUUCAGGAUCCAACUUAAUGCUGGGUGUAGGCUAGGGAAGUCUAUAUUAGAAGGACUAGUACAGUGAUGGUGCCAGAAUGCCAGGUAUCAUAAUGAAUUUUGUACUAAUUACAUAUUAUAGGAAACAAAAAUACCUUUAUACCUACGUCCAAAAGUUAGGAAGGUACAAACUAAGGGGGACAUGAAAGAAUUUUCUGUUCUUUCCCCCUCAUAAAAAGCCUUGUUUACUGUAACUGCACUGCUGAAAAUAAUCAUUCCCUAAAGUCCUUGUAUUUCCUUGCAAACCUAAUCAUACUAUAUUCACCAGGAAGUAUUCAGGUUGUCUUGUAUCUAAAACCAGGGAAACAGGAAGGUCCUGACUACAGAAAGGCUCUUUGUAGUAACUCAGUAGCCCUGUCACUUUCAGUAGAACCAGUACCCCUCAGCUAAGCUCUAGGACCAUGGAAACAACCUCAGUACUGCUGACCCACAUCCCAUAAGAUAAUGAACUUCUGCAUUUGUAGAAUAAACUAUAACAAAACAAGGAAUUUACGACCAACUGCCAUAUUUAAUGAGUCAAGGAAGUGAGAAGCUCUUUUAAAAACUUAAAAAUACAAACUAAGACAUACUUAUCUGCAACCCAAAUAGCAUCACUGAAGCGAUGGUAGAAAGGACAAUGGCUGCUGCUGCAGAAAAGCCCUUCAUGAUGUUGUCUGUGUACUUGACCACAACAGAAGUGUAGAGGCCUCCAACACUUGCAAGAACUUGUAUACAGAAAGAAAGAAAAUCUUAACACUCAAAAAAUGAAACAUUCUAUGAUGGUGAAGCAGUUUUCACCCCCAGAGAUGCCAUACUAAUUUACCUAGGAAAAUACGAUUUUCCUUAGAAGCAGCCAUCUGAGAGAGUUUGUACUAAAAUCGAGUAAUAGUUCCUAUAAAACAACAUUGUUUUUCACAUGCCCAGAGGGCUAUGUGCUCUACUACUAAAUUGUACACAUUUAUUGCUAACACAUUAGAUACUACUGAUCGUGAAGGCAAAAUUGCUUUGGGAGAGUUACACCACAAAGUCAGUCAAUAAAACCAAAAUUACAUUUUCAAACGUGUUCACAGUAGCAGAGGAACAAUUUCAAAAUGCUAUCAAAGGCUUAAAACAGACUUUUUUUUUUUUUUUUUAAAGGAUCUACCCAGAACUUGUUAAUUCCUGGAUACUUACAGAUGACAAACCAGACAUAAUAUGUGUAACCAUAGAAAAAUCCUUUUUCUUUAAUUUCAGCUCCAUCUGACAAGUAGACGCCAACUAAUGUCACAACAAUCCCUGAUAGAUACAUUUGAAUGUUUCUCACCCAGAGGGAAGUGUCUGAACUCUUUAAAACUUUUUCAAAGUACACUCCUGGAAAAAAAUUAGAUAUGCAAAUAUGAAAGAUAUUAAAAAUUAAUUUAAAAUUCCCUUCAUUUAGAACAAUAACCCAGACCUAUGACAAUGUAAAAGUAUAUGAUUCAGGGAACAAACACAUUUUACAUCAAGUGCACAUUUAUUAUGCUGGUUGUGACACAUGGCAUUUUGACAUUAGCAACAUGUAUUUUUAUAGAGCAUAUAAAAUUAGUAACUAAGAGGAAUUAUCUAACCCACAUACAACAGGAAACUCAUAAAUUAUUAAGAACAAUUUCUCCCAUUACUGUAGCAGUAAGAUCACAGAAGCUUUCUGUUAAUGCCAAUAAUAGACUUCUUUUGGUCAGCAGGAAAACUAUACUCUUAGAGUCAAUUAUCUUAAUCAUAUCCCUCUAAUAUCUGCCUAGUAAUGAAAACUCCCAGCUUUACAAAAUAACCUAUAUAAUAACCGCUUGGGAUUUUUUUCAGAGUAACACAACCAAAAUAAAAUUUAAAUAGAAAUUGCUGAGUGAAGCCAUUUUCCUUUAAAGCAGGGUUCCACAAACCAAGUUCUUAAACAAUGUCAGAAAAACCAUGAACUCACUCACUAGAUAAUACAUUUUGUAUGUAUGUGCAUUUUCUUGGGGUUGAGGGUCCAUAGUUUUUCCAGAUACUCCAGAAAAGCAAAUGACUCCUCAUCAUACACACGCAAAAUCACAUACCACUAAGUUUUAUACUUAAAGUGAACACAUGGAGACAUUCAAGGAUAUUAAAGAUUUUCAUUAUAAACACAUUAAUUACAGACUUAGAAACUGCCAAAUACUAAUCAACUAAAAAUUAUAAUGGAAAAAAAGGCUGUUUUUGGUGAAUGUGUGCUAGAGCCAGAGAACGGAAAGAAACAUGUAAUGGUUAUUCCUAUUCCCAUUUUUAAAAGUCUAAUAGCAUAUUUCUUGGGUAACUCAAUUUUUAUUUCUAAUUUGCUAUUUCCUAAGGAUAAAAAUUUAGCAUGAUGCUAUCAUUAAAUAUAUGUCUCAAUUUAGAUCUUCCCCUUUUAUCAAAGAUCUUUUUCACAAGCAGUAUUUCACUUCCACAUCCAGCCUACUUUCCUAGUCAAAAAUGAAAAGAAUCCUAACUCUUGAAAUAGCACAAAUAAAGAUAAAUAAUAAAAACAUAGCUAUGACUAAUAUACUCUUUACUAAAAAAAAAUUCAGGUUCUUCUCUAUUGGAACUAUUUCUAAAACAUAUGUUGCACUUAACAUUCACACCUUGUCUCUUCUUGAUUAAGUGAAGGAUUGUUCCUACACAUAUGACUCUAGACUUCCAUGUUUAUUUUAUGUUAAUGAUUUCGGUUCUCAUCCCUCCCUUUUUGGCUGUUACUUUUAUGUAUUAACUUUUCGGUGAGGUACUCUCCACCCCACCCCCUUUUUCUCCCUACUCCAUAAUUCCUAAUCUAUUAGAGGAAGAACUUGAGGGUAACAGGAAAAAACAGAUACUGAGCUGGCAACUUCAUAUCCCACAGCAAGAGGAUAUUGCCUGAAGAUAGUGCCACUUCCAGGAAAUGGAAAGAGGUACUGGAGCUUUCUAACUGCUAACCUGUCCAUUGUUAGAAGUCUUUGUUCACUUUUGGGUUCUUGUCUGGACUGAAGAUGGUCAACAUGACCUAAAUAUGUUCUUAGAUUACUGCAAGUAUGAGUAAUGUCUUAGGUCUGAACCGAAUUAAACACUACCACACAUUUGCUGAAAAAACAGCUGACACAAAACUAUAAGUAGGAAGAUAAGCCUUAAUGGGAAUAAAAUGGUUACAAUAAAAUAAUAUAAACUAGAUCCCUAUUAAUGUUUUUUUAGAAAAUUUAACAGAAUAAAGCAAUGCAUUUAUGAUUUACCUGCAAAUCCUGAGCACAAUACAGCAAUAGCUAUAGCGCCAAACCCUAACAAUGGGUUCUGUUCCACCUGCAAUAAUGUUUCAAAAGUUAUUAGUGACUCAUAAAUAGAAUUCAUCCAAGAGAUCAAAUGACUACAAAAAUUUGUUAUGGUUCUAUUGAAAGUAUGUGCCACAUCAGACACAGCUCGUCUACAGACUAAGAUAGAAACAAACAAAAGGCCAUCCCAGAGAUUAACCAAAGCACUUAAAUUAAAAAGCUGUCCCUCAAAUUGCAGCCAUGCUUACCGAACAUGUGUGCCUAUUCCUAAUAACAGGCAGGCAGUCAUCCUAGCACAGAAUUUUGCAUUGUCAACCUGCCUUUUAAUUUUAACUUCUGCCACCACCUUAACUCAAGCCCUAAUAGCCUCAAUCACAGAAAUGGUAACAGUUUAACUCUUGUAUUUCCUAUCACCUGCAAAAUGAAGUAACGACUUUAAGAUUUCCUACUUUACUAAAUUUCUAUCAAAUAUUAAUAGUAUCCUUCUAUGUACCAGAUAUACUGUCUUAUGUACUAAAUGAAUAAAAAUAAAAGAUGAUACACAGCUGUGGUUCUUAAACAGUUCAUGGAUGAGAGAUUGACAGAUGUAUAUAAUCAUAAUUCUGUGCUAAAAGAUGCAUGUAUAUGUGCCCUAACCUAUUUCAACUUUAUUUUCUCUUUCUUCCCUAAACUAACCCUUAAGGAACUUUCAUCAGUCUUUCCUCAAAGAUAAAUACUAUCUCAGUAGUAACACUGAAACUAAAGAGUAGAGACACAUGACUAUACUAUGACAAGCACAUACCUUAUUCAAAAUAAACAGCCUGAUAUAGGUGAGUAUUGCUUUAUGUUAAAUGUCUGAGAGAGAAAGCUUGGUCUAAGUGAUUGCAACUGUUAUUGUUAUUAAUGACUUACUAGCAAAACGUGUGAACAGAUGACAUAAAAAGUUUAAUGGUCAUCACUAGAAAAUAAUAUGGCUUCCCUAAGAAUGAGACAUACCAAAUUUCCUUAUGAAGGGAUUCCUAGUUAGUAUGAUGAGGCGAAUUCUAUAGAGACAGUAUAUUUUGAAAAAAAAAAAAAGACAAAUCUACAUAAUAUUUUUGUGAACAAGACAGAAAUGUAUUGAGAAUAGUAGUACAAUUCUAUCCAUAGCUGAGUGAAUUCUCAUACAGCAAAGUGCUAAUGGAAUAAAAUCAAGCUACACCAACAACCAAUACCAGUUUGCUAGGCAUAUGAAUGAGCCACUUUAGAAACAUCCCCUAGGCCCAGUCAGGCCUUCAGUUGACUGCUGCCAUAGCCAAUAUCUUGAUUGCAACUUUCAAGAGACCUCAAGCCAGAACUACCUAGCUAAGGCACUCUCAAAUUCCUGGCAGACCUAUAAAAACUAUGAGAGAAGAGGAGGAUUAUUGAGCAAAAGGGGGAAAAGUCCAGCUAAAGAGAGAUCUAAAAGCACAGCCACAGAACUCUGGUCCUCUCCUGUCUAAAUUUUCAGGGAAGACCCAAAGACAUUUGUCGAAUCUGUAGAACACUAACACUCAAAAACCUAAUAAUGGAUAAUAAGAUCUGGAAGGACCUCAAAUGCCUGAAUGAUGAACCAAAGCUAACAAGAUACUAAAAUAAAUACAUCCUGCAUUUUGGUUAGAAGAAGCAGCCCACUGCACAUGACACAUUUGAAAUAAACUAUGUUGUGUGAAACUCUGUGUAUAAUCAGUUAUUGAAUGGCUAUCUUCCCUCCACCUCCCCCCAGAAACUUAUAGGCUAAUUUAACAGAGGUAAUUCACAAGUUACACUUCAUCUGCUCAGUCAAAGGCUAGAGACAGUGUGAGGUUUUAAGACUACUGAGGAACAAUAAUGAAUGCAUCUAGAAGAGAAAUACAAGGAAGUAUUGGGGCAAGAGGAAGGGAAUCAAGAAAUCUCUAGAAAAUACAGAAAGAAACAACAAGGUUGUCUCAAUGGGGAGGAAAAAAAAGACCUGGAGGGUGGUGAUGUGACACUCCUCAAAUAUCCAAAGGAUUAUCCUAUAGAGUUGGUAGGGAAUUGAGUUAUUCUGACAAGAACAAAAACAGAGGCAGUUACAAGAAGCUGCACUUUGCUUAAAAUAUGAAAGAACUUUUUGUAGUGGUCCAAAAGUAGGAAAACUGCCCAAUAAUCUGCUUUAGCUUACUAAGCUUUUCACAUACAUUACCUAUGUGCGGUGGACCUAACAUCUUUCCUAAUGGUGUGAAGUGUUAAAGUUCAUAUUUAACUUUUGUUUGCCUUAUUUCCCAAUAAAUUUCUUUCUCUGCAAGGUCUACAACUAAAUUAAAUGUGCAGUGUAUAUUUGAUCAGUGUUUUGAAAUGCCACCAGGAUAUAAGCAUGUUUAAAUAUCAUGUAAAACCAUAAACAUUCAUUGUAACCUCAUUUUCCAGGGGUGGGGGGGGGAUCCUCCAUGUAGUUUUAGGCUAGAAACUAUGUAAAAAAUAACUGACUUCCUACUUGCACACGCCCUCUAUACAUCUCCAGCUGCCUCAUACCUCUAGGAGAACCAUAGUCUUUUAUUUGCUAAAAGGUGAAGAAAGUAUUCGAUUGUAAAGGAAAACUCCUGAAGGUCAUUCACUAGAGUCCCACUUCCUAAUUCUCUUUGGGAAAAUAACCUAUAAAGUAUACAACAUAUUUUUGAAAAUCAGGUAGGUACCAUUUAAGUCUUAAAUUGAAAAUUAGAAAGGCACUUUUGGCCCUGUUUUAGUUAUAUCAGUAAAAACACUACUCCCCCUGUAAUCCCUAUCACUGACAGUGGGAAUGUGUGCAAAAAGAUUACAAGAAAAACUUUCUGAGUUCAGAGAAAGGAUGAAAAUUAGAUGAAGAAAACUUCCCUUGGUGUUGGUGUUGAGAAAAAUGCCUAAAAGAGGCCUGUAAGUUCUGAACAUACAAACUGUAUGAAAUUGGCACAAUUUUAGUAACAGGUUAGCUAUUAACUGUAACUUUAAACAAGUCACUUCUUGAGACUUCAAUUUUGUGGAGUCUGAAUGGCUCAGUCAGUUAAACAACUGACUUAAUUUUGGCUCAGAUUGUGAUCAUGGGAUCGAGCCCCAUAUCGGGCUCCACGCUGAGCGUGGGGCCUGCUUGGGAUUCUCUCUGCCCUUCCCCAACUCGCGCACACAUGAGCUCUCUCUUUCUCUCUCACAAUAGAUGAAUAAACUUUUUUUUUUAAUGUUCUGGGAUUUGUCUAAAAAAAGACUUCAAUUUUGUCAUCCAUAAAAUGAAGGGGAUUGAUUACAUUAAGGUACCUUCCAUGUCUAACAUAUUUUAUGCAUAUUCUCCUCCAGAAAAAUAGAGGAAGGGGGACAAUUAAGUUAUAUUAUUAAUAAUAACAUUAUGAUAAGGGAGUAAAAAAAGCCUAUCUGUAGGGCAAAGAUUAUUUUCAAAGACAUGUACUACAUUCAUCAUUGUGAUGGUCUAAAGUGUUAUAAGAUUAAGGAAGUGUUCUCUUUUAGUUCUGGUGAGCGUUUUGUUUCUUACCACAACUUUUGUAGCUUGAGCUGGUUUCCACUGUACAAGUAUGACUCCACCACAUAGCAUAAAAACUGAAAUCCACUGUAAUUUGCUGAGUGUCCUGUUUAACAUUAAAACAGUACAUAAAGCAGUGCAGGGAAUCUUCAACUGAUAGGUCACCUACAAACAAAACAAUAAAUUAAUGAACUCAUAACAUUAUUGUCUGACACAAAUAUUUGAUAUUAAUAGAAUUAUGGAGAAAAAAACCAUGUGAUAAAGGGCUAAUAAGUCUUUUCACCAUAAAAACUUUUUUUUUGUUUUUUAACUUGAGAUUUUACUUUUCACUUUUCAUUGUCAUCUACCUCCACUUACCUGGUAUACUGCUGCAUCCAGAUUGCUAAGAGCUAGGAAAGCCAUAUUGUUCUGAACAGCAUACACUAAUGAUGGCACACUUAACUUCAUCAGUUCCUUGGGGCUCCCCAAGACAUUUUCUCUUAAAGACGCCUUGAAUCUACCCAGACUACCAGUUUCUCUUUGAAAACAAAAGGGUGAGAAAGGGGUGAGAAAGAAAAUUAAAGAGCUUUUUUUUUUUUAAGAUUUUAAGUAGUCUCUACACCCAACUCACAACCCCAAGAUCAAGAGUUGCAUGCUCUAUCAACUGAGCCACCCAGACACCCCGAGAGCAUCCUUUUGAUAAGAAUCCUUCACACAGAAUAGCCGUAUUGUGUUAGGUACACUGAUGUAACUUAGCAAACUUGUUUUUAUAAUUGUCAACUAAUUUUAGAUUAAAAGAAACAUAACUGCAUAAAAGAAAAACAAUUACAAGUUCUAUUUGGGAAAAUAAGACAAUUAGGUUUACCAUCAUCAACCUCUGGUCAACGCUCCAGCAAUUUUUAAGUAUAUUUAUAAAUAAUGACAUAACAGGAAAACGGAAUUGCUAAUACUACCUAUAAAAUUUUAAUGUAAUCCCUCCCACCUUAACUGCCAUUACAUCAAAUUCACCCUCAUUAUUUUAAUUAAUUAGGUUGUGUAUCUAUUUUUAAAGGUUUUUGUUUUGUUUUGUUUUUAAUUACAAAGAGUCGUUGGUAGUUAUGGAAGUUACUUGGGAUAGGGAUUGAGCAAUUUCAAGUCAAUAUUCUCUGUAAAUCCGUUAAGUGCUUAUGAAGUAUAGAUAAUACAUUUAAGCACAUUCUCAUAAAACUGAAGUACAUAUCUAUAAUUUUUCAGGAAAUAAUAAUUUACUAAUAACAAAACUAUUUGUAGUGUAUAUAAGUUUGCUACUUGAUGUAUAUGCAAGCUCUUAACUAUUCAUAUUUUUUCCUCAGGAGGAGCUAGCUAAUAUGGUUCAUAUUUCCCCUGUUGAAAAUUUCCUGAAAAUAAAAAUAAAACAAUGUUUUACAAUAAGAACCAACACCAAAAAAAGGGCUUUAUCAAAAGGGUCCUAACUGCAAUUCAUAAUAUCCUAAGGGGGCAAGACCAUAUUUCUGCAGGGAGAUCUGUUUUAACUCAAAAUUAAUGACAGUCACAAUGAGCCUUUUACAUGUUUGGUCAACAAAAUCAAUGGUAACUGAAUUUUCUCAUAUUUAAAGACUGCAAAAAUAAUUCCCCAUGUUCUGAAGGGGGGGCAAAAAGUCCAGUGUCGAACUGAUCACCUGUGCCUAUGCAAGAAAAUGCUUAAGUAUGACAGGAAAUGUGGCCUAAGUCAUAAAAACAAGACACCCUUCUUAGUUACAGGUCUUCCUCUGCUGCCAAAUUCAACAUGCUCCACACCACAAUGGUAAAUCUAUCUGCUGAAAAGUAAUGCACACAGCCUGAUGGGAGACUACAAACUCUAUCCAGAAGAAGGAAAGAAUACCAAAAAGAUCACUACUGAGAAAUUCUACAUAAUGGAGUUCUCCAGGUAUCUGAAGAUUGGCUCUUCAAACAUUUGACAGUUUUUUGUUUUUUUAAUGUUUAUUUUUGAGAGAGAGGGAGACACAGAAUCCGAAGCAGGAUCCAGGCUCUGAACUGUCAGGAGAGCCCAAUGUGGGGCUUGAACCCAUGAACCAUGAGAUCAUGACCUGAGCAGAAGCUGGAUACUUCACCAACUGAGCCACCCAGAUGCCCCCCACCCUUUUUUUUAAUGUGACAUUCUUCUUUAAAUUACUUUUUAAUGCAAAUCUAAGAUGUCCUAUAUACUUUCUCAAUACCUUAAACCCUAUUUUUUUCACAGAAUGUUUUCCCUCAAUUAUAGAAUUGAAUAACAAAAUUAAAGAGAAACAUUAAAAUAAAAGGAACCACAGGAGUACAAUUCAAAGAGCCAUCUUAACAAGAUGAUGUAUUAGAAAACAUAACAUUUUCUUUAAUGUCCUACUUCUCACUAGUAAGCACAAAAUAGCAAAAAUAUAAAUCUUACAGACUAUGAAGUACAGGAUACUGCUUUUGUACUUUUACUUUUAAUGCCUUCCAAAAUACUGACAUAUACUGCUAUAUCUUCAGAGUGGUUCUCAUGGAGAAAUACCCAUUUGUCCCCAUCUCCCACAUUCCACCACCAUGUCCACCGAUCUACGCUGGAUUCCCCAAGCUCCAGUAUAGUGGCUAGUUCUUUCCCUAAUCCCUUGCUAUGGGCAAUGCCAUUUUACUUCCACCCCUUAGAGAUACACUAAGCCUUCAAUGGUAUCAGAUGAAUUAUUCCCUAUCCAGAAAAAAGGUGGCCAUUUUAUCACUGGCUCUCUAUGCCCUAUUUGGAAUAUGGACUACAUAAGUAUCUAAUUACUAUUUCUAAUAACCACCAUGCCUGCACCAAUAAUCAAAGUUGCUGUGGUCCCUUUUCUCCCUGACACUUUUGUCCUUUGUUACCUUGUCCAUCACACUUUCAGCUUUCACAUAAAAAGAAUGACCUAUGAGAGGCACCUGGGUGGUUCAGUCGGUUAAGUGUCAAACUCUUGAUUUCGGCUCAGGUCAAGAUCUCAUGGUUGUGAGAUCAUGCCCAGUGUCAGGCUCCACACUAAGCAAGCAAGGAACCUGUUUAAGAUUGUCUCCCUCUCCCCCUACCCUCUCUCUCUCAAAAAAUAAAAAAGCAGGGCCUGUGCGACAUCACCAGCCAAUCUGAGUACUCCUUCAUUGUGACAAACCAGUAAAGUACACUGGGUCUGGACUGACUUCAGGUCUUUGGCUCUUCUGGCUCUCUCAUUUGUGUUGGGUGCUUAGGAGCUACUGUUUAUUCACUGCCAGGAAGGCUUUAGUAUAUUUUUCUGGUCCCUUCUCUAAUACAGAUAUUAGAGAAACCAAGCUAUUUCAGAAUGCUAACUACUGGAAACUUCAAAUUUCACUGUAGUGCCUUACAAUUAUAGCAAUAUUAUAUAAUUAUAAUAAGAUAUUUCAAAGUUAGUUAUAAAAAAUAGCAGAGAAUGCUAAAAGAACUUAUAAAAGAAAACAAAAGCUCUACAAUAAUAGAAACAUCAAGGGUUCCUAGGUGGCUCGGUCCAUGAUCUCACGAUUUGUGAGUUUGAGCCCUGCAUCAAACUGUCAGCACAGAGCCCGCUUCAGACCCUCUGUCUCCCUUUUUCUCUGCUCCUCUCCCACAUGCACACACUCACUCAAAAAUAAACAUUUUUUUAAAUGUUAAAAAAAUAUAUAUAUCAGAAAGAAUAAAGAGGUUUAGGAGGCAUAAGAAUAUUGAUCAGAUUAAAUCCUGUUUAAUUUAACAACAGUAUUAAGAAUAUAGCUCUUAAAAAAAAAGUAUAGCUCUUAAAGCUUGCGUUUAACUUUACUCACUAAAGUUAAAAAAAAUACAUAACUGCAAUAUAUCUUCCAAAAAACACUAGUAGUCCUAUAUUAUUUUACUAUUAAGCAAAAAUACUCAAUUCUAAAUAUAUUACACCCUUGAAUAUAGUAUAAAAAGGAACACAUAAAAACAAAAGGCCAUUUUUUCUUCCAUUUUCCUGCCCUGUUAUUUUCUUAGAAAUCAAAUCCUUUAUUAAGGACCUUUUGUUAAAAACAAAUGUAUUACAUUCUAUAAAUGACAUUGCUAAAUAAGAAAAAAAGCAUGUAUAAUAAAACACAUACAAUUUUUUUUUUAAAGAGAUCGUCUUUCCCAUUAAAUUUCUUAUUUAAAACAGUUUUUGAUUUUUAUCACUGGAAUAGAAUCUGUGUGCAACCUUUUGUUACCUGAAAAAUUUCUGAAGCUCCACAUUGAUUGCAGAGAUUCCGCUGCUGCCUCCCCCCCUAAAAUUUCCCAUCAACCGGCUGAAACCAAUUCUUUUUGACCUAUGUUUGGUCAAAAGUAGGCCUCAUUCUUCCAGUUCCUGAUCUGAUGAGAACUACUAGGAGGCAUAAAAUCCUUGGCUAGUUACCAAGGCACUGUGCAAAAUGAAACACAAGUUACUUAUGAGCUUAAGAAAGUUAAAUCUUGUUUAUAAAUUUAUUAUCUGCAAAGUUAAAUAUGAUUAACUCACAUAAAAGACUUUGAGAACUAGAUAUAAAAACCAAUAAUGAGGUCACUUGAGGACAAAAAUACCUAUCAUAAGGUACAUGACUUUUACAUCCUCCCUAUGACCCUAAACCCAUUACAACAUAGGUACAAAGAGGCAGUCAAAAAUGUAAACCCCACAGGAGAAACCGAAUAGGGCUAUAUAAUCUGUAAGUAUUUGACAGCUACAUUAUUCUAAAUAACACUAAAAAAUAACUAAAAUUAUAAUUUUAAGUAAAACAAUUUUCUCCAGUCUUAUAUAAUGUAUUUCAUUUAUUACUAAAAACACCCAAAAUAUAUGUAUAUUUACACAUCCUGCUAGAUUUAUUGAGUCUUUAUAGACUGUGGUGAAAAACAAACAAUACAAAGUUGACUUUGGUCUAAGACAAUGCGAAAGUGUUUGCACUUCCAUUUCUUCAUACCACAAAUGACAGGUUUAAAUCAAAACUGUUAGUUUUAAUAGCUGUGACAGCAUUUAGUAAAGAAUACAGCUAAUCAGUAAUUUUCCUGUGACUUGUAGUAGUAGUAACUAGUUUGAAAUACCAAAAUAUUUUAAACGCUAUACUGUUUUAUGUUUCAGACUAUAACUUAGAAAUUGGUAAUUUAUAACUCAAAGAGUCUUAAAAACCAACUUAAUCACAUAUAGAGCUUUUGCAACAUCAAACUGCUCACCUGUCCCCUCCCCCAAAAAUAGGAUUUAGUAAUUUCCUUUUCGAUUUAAAAGUGAUCUGGCUGUAAUCAUACAUGUGCACAGCAGUGUAGUAAGAAAACAGUUAACUAUACCUUUGUUUAGACUGCAAACAAACCAAAUGCCCAUCCAUAGAGAAUAGAAUAUAUAGUAUAUCCAUAUAAUGGAACACAACUCAGCUCUUAAAACGAAUGAGACAGAUUUAUAUGUACUGACAUGGAACAAACUCUAAGAUAAAACAUUUAAGUGGAAAAAAAAAGUACAGUGGAACACAGUGUAUAUAGCAUGUAUACACACAUAUUACAUAUAAUUGAAACUCACCAAUUAGUCCAUGUAAACUUUAAACAUUUAUCAAAGUAGCCAUCUAUUAUUUCUUCCCCACACUCCCUUUUUUCUACAGUUCUAAUUUAUUAAAAUAAGUAUAAUUUCAUAUUCCAAAAAUUACUGUAAAUUAUAAACAAAAUCAACAAGGAUGAAAAACUUAAAAUUGAUUACAAACAAAAAAAGGGUCAGUUUUUUAAAUGAAUAACAAAAUUACACUGAAGAGGAAAAAGAGAACUAACCUAAGUAUUCUAAAAAACACAGUCUUUUUACUAUAUGCUCUAAAACUAAAGGUAAAACACCUACAUACAAAUACUGAACUUUAGUUAGGUUUUUUCACAGCUGUCUGUUAGAAAUUCUGAAUCUAUUUAUGUACUCUAAAGCAAAUAAGUAAAUAUCUUAAGAAAAUGGAAGCCAGACUCAUCACCAUUAGAAAAGGGAACAAAUAUGGUAAGGGAAGGUUAAAAUGAACUGUGAUCUUAGAUGGUAAUUAUAGGUAUCAAACAUUAUAUAACUUAUGGUUAUACACACAGACAUACAUACACAUACAGAAACAGAUAGGUGUGUAUGUAUACACAUACAUGUAUUUCCUACCUCUGCUGAAAGGGCCUAGAAGCAAUGAUACCCCAGAAGAUUAUGGGGUAGAUUAUGGUUUCUAAAUACCACUCUCAAAAAAUUAAAAAAAAAAAAAAAAAAGGAACAAGUUUUC